Crotalus tigris (Tiger rattlesnake) is the source of this 1403-nucleotide messenger RNA. RefSeq lists its product as uncharacterized. NCBI's taxonomy places the organism in Eukaryota, Metazoa, Chordata, Lepidosauria, Squamata, Viperidae. The record is from RefSeq and is a predicted model, not a curated record. Bases 58 to 663 code for a protein of 201 amino acids. The transcript has 3 exons.
UUGUGGACAAGUCUUUGUCUCUUUGAAAAUUCUCAGGACCUUGGAACUUGCUUCCCCAUGGAACCCAAGAGACACCCUUCUAGCAAAUUUCCUGAGUCAGGAUCCUCGCUUCCAACUAUGGGGAAAAACCUACAGGGCGCAGUUCGAGGGGGGCUGAGAACCCUGUACCUGCACCUUCUCUCACUGCAAGAGGGGAUUCUGAAUUGGUAUUUAUGUCUGAAGCAGAUUCAGUGGGACCUCCUGUGCUGGAUCCAUGCUUCCUUGGAGCUAACCAUAGACUUCUUCUUCUGUUGGGCACAAAAUGUCCUCCUAGCUUCCAUGAUGCUCCUGCUGUUAGCAUGGCAAAUUCACAGUGGAGCCAAGGAAUAUGGCUGGAGAUCAUUCCUACAAAGGCUGGUCCUGGAAAAGCAGCUUGCCCAGAGGAUUUCACUACUGAAAAGCUACUACUGGAAUCUGGAGAACCUCCUAAUUCACUUAACUUGGACCUCAGUUAGUUGCUUCACCUGGAUUGUGUCCUGCAUUGUUCAGGCCCUGGAAACCAGCUACAAGCAGGCUGCCCAGAUGGCCAGAGACCAGACUGAAGAAGACAAAAAGGAAACAGCAGGACCACUCAUGAUGACCCCUCAUUCAGCUCUUCUCGCAAGGCAGGAAUUGCUGAUCUAGCUGGCAUUCACUAAACAUUGCUGGAGGAUAUCUUAAGAGCAUUGUGCUUUUUUUUUUCUGGGGUCAGAGUGAGAUAGGAUAGGUGGCUUCAGCAGUGUGCAUAGUGUGAUGCAUUUGGGGUUUGAUUUCAGUGCCCUAACCUAAAGCAUAUUUUCCAAUUCUUGAAUCAGAUUUUGGAGAAGGGCACUAUCAACUUGUAGCGAUGCCUCUUCGAACCUGGCAGACAAACAGUUGACAACCACAAUUUUGCUUUUCUCCUUGUUUCCUCUUCCAUUGUGCUAUUUCCUUUCAGAGUAGGUAACAUUAUGCAACCCAUAGUAAGGGAAGAAGAAAUAGUAAGCCAAAGGAAUUAAAACCUGUGCUUUGAUAGCUGACUUCAGUUUGUACCAAUAUUGUUCACCAGCAAAUCAUCCUUCCACUAUACUGUAUCUCUAUAUAGCUUCAUCCAUUGAGUUUUGUUCUUAAACUUUCUCUUCGAUCUCUCUGGGGAUAUCCAUUCCAGCUACAACCUUAGUCUUCCCCUACCUCUUGAUCCAUUCAUGUUGCUUUCACAAAUUUUCUUAAUAUGUUUUGUAAAUUGAUUCUCAUUUAUAAUAUCAACACCAUGCAGGAAUUUCAGGCAAUUGAUGCAUAUAUUCUUGACUUCUGCCUAUAGUUAUGAAUUCUCAUGAAAUUUGUUUUCUAUUCUAAAUCUCGCAUUUAUCACAUGGCUUUGUAGGAUUGAAGUAUAUUGAAAAAUA